Juglans microcarpa x Juglans regia is the source of this 714-nucleotide messenger RNA. RefSeq lists its product as uncharacterized. The coding region runs from base 1 to 714 and encodes 237 amino acids. The record is from RefSeq and is a predicted model, not a curated record. The transcript has a single exon. Lineage: Eukaryota; Viridiplantae; Streptophyta; Magnoliopsida; Fagales; Juglandaceae.
AUGAACCAACUUCUCACUGCACUGAAGAUUUUCUAUGUUUUGGAUCCAAAUCCGAAGCCAAUUUCUAAUCCAACUCCUGAAAAUAUUGAAAGUAUUACUGCAGAGAGGAAGAAACGUGAAGAGGAUGAACUUGUCUGCAGAGGUCACAUUCUCAAUACUUUCUCUGAUCAUUUAUAUGAUCUUUUUACUACUAUUAAGUCUCCUAAAGAAAUUUACAAUGCUCUAGAAGAAAAAUAUAAGACAGAAAAAUUAUGUACUGAUAAAUUCAUAAUUUUGAAGUACUUUGAAUUCAAAAUGGUUGAUAAUCUGUCUGUCUUAGACCAAGUGCAUGAGUUGCAAGUCUUGGUUAACAAACUCCGUGAUCUAUCAAUUAGUAUUCCUAAGUCUUUCCAAGCGGGAGCAAUUAUUGCAAAACUUCCACCAAGUUGGAAUAACUAUAGGAAAAAGCUUAUGCGUAUGGCAGAAGAACUAACUUUAGAACAAAUUAGAAAACAUCUACAAAUUGAAGAACAGAGUAUAAUUCGUGAUGAAAACCAUUUUGAUUCUGAAGUGAAGGUUAACAGUAUUCAAGAGGGAGAUGACAGAAAACAGAAUUAUCUUAAGACCAAGAAGGGAAAUACCUUUAAGAAGAAUUAUUCGACCAACAAAGACAAGAAAAAUAAGCCAUGUCUUAACUGUGGAAAAAAGGGCCAUUAUAUUCAUGCAGAUUCUUAA